AUGAAAUACAGAUAUCACAAUUGUGUUGAUCAGGCACAACAUAACAUUUCAUUUUGUGCUCACGUUUGUGCUAUCAUACGAUUUUUUCUAGGAAAGUUGUUUGAUUUGAGAAACAACGACGAUAUUGAAGCAGUUCUGGACAUUUUAGACGAGUCCGAUGCUUACUUCAGUGAAGACGAUGAUGCUGAUGAAAUUUUGACCGCUUUAAAUGUAAAUACAGGAGCUGAGAGUAGUGAUGAAAACAUCUCCAGUGAAUAUCUUUUUGCGUUUCCAAAUGAUCACCUAAGUGAAGCGGUAGAGCAAUCAAACUCCAUCGAACAACCAACAACAUCAAAACAACCAUCGAUUGGCAAAUCCAAUACACUAAAUAGCCCAGAAUUAUGGAAAAAUAUAUCAUUCCAGAAUACAGAACUUCCUACAACUUCCAGUUGUCAAAAUUAUAUAACUUCGAAAACGCCGUUAGAAUAUUUUAAAAACUACUUUCCGGACUCGCAUUACCAAGAUGUUGAAAAAUACACCAAAAUGUAUGUAAUGGGUAAGAGUGGUGAGGAAGUUCGUUAUGUUCCAACAGACAUUAAAAGAUUCUACGAAUGUUCAAUUAUAAUGGGCUACCUUGGUUAUCCAGCCAUAAGAAUGUACUGGUCAAAUGAAUGCAAUAUUCCUGCCAUAUUCAACUCUAUGUCCCGAGAUAAAUUCCUGCAACUUCGAUCAGACAUACAUUUUCAAGAUUACUCUGCACCAAACCCAACAAACAAACUUUGGAGAGUUCAAUCAGUCAUUGAUACGGUAAGAAAGCGGUGUAAUGAACUAGCUACUGAUAUAACAAACUAUUCAAUUGACGAACAAAUGAUACCGUUUACGGGAAGAUGCUCUGCUCGUCAGGCAGACAUAAUUGCAGGCAAAGUAAAUUUAUAA
Messenger RNA from Lucilia cuprina (Australian sheep blowfly), 915 nucleotides. RefSeq names its product piggyBac transposable element-derived protein 2-like. The coding region runs from base 1 to 915 and encodes 304 amino acids. NCBI's taxonomy places the organism in Eukaryota, Metazoa, Arthropoda, Insecta, Diptera, Calliphoridae. The record is from RefSeq and is a predicted model, not a curated record. The transcript has 2 exons.